Paramecium pentaurelia is the source of this 1025-nucleotide messenger RNA. The record is from the annotation of a GenBank genome assembly. NCBI's taxonomy places the organism in Eukaryota, Ciliophora, Oligohymenophorea, Peniculida, Parameciidae.
AUGGGUAAUACGUGCAAAAAUAUUUGUAAAUAAUAAAUAGCAGAAAAAGAAUUUAAUAUUAACUCAAUUAAAAAAGUAAAGUUAAAAAAGAAGUAAGAUUCAAGUAGAGAUUCAAAAACUGAUCCAUAUUGUUCACCAUAAUCUUUAAUGAAAGAAGAAUCAAUAGGAGAUGAGUCUAAAAUUAGUCAUUAUUAAUAAGAUUAUCCUUAAUUUGUUCUUACAAAGGAAAUCAAUGGUAUUAUUAUACCAACUGAUAGAUAAAAUCGUUUUUUAAAUGAUUCAGAAUUGGAAAUAAAGUAUUUAAUACAUCAGAAGUAUAUUAUAAAUUAAAUAUAAUAAGGUGGUUAAAAGAAUAAGAAUAAUUAUAAAAAGAAUUUGAUAUAUAAAAGGAAUUACAAAUAGAGAAUAGAUAAUAAUUAGAAAUAGAUAUAUCCAAUUAAGAAUUAAAAAAUUAAUUUUCUUUCUAAAAUUCAUAUAAGAUUGAAUAAACAUAUGUUUAAUCAGCUUCUAAUCCUUAUUUACCUAGAUAAACAUCGUAAUUUGCACCUAAAAAAGCAGAUUGUGACACACUUUCAUAAAAAUCUCAAAUUUCUAAAAGUCCAACGACUUCAUUAAAAGAUUAAUAAGUGUUAUUAUAAAGUGAUAUGAUAAGAAAAAGUGCCUUAAAAAAGUUAAAAUAAAGUAGGGAAGAAAUAGCAAGUAAUAAUGCUAGUAUAGGUACUUCUAAAAAGGGGAUAAAAAAGAAAUAAUAAUAAGAUUCAUUUGAAAAGUUGUUUAGUGAAUGCCAUUCUUUAGAUGAACAUAGUCAAAGUGGAAGUCAUAAAACAAUUAGAAGUGUAAAAAGUAUAUUAAAAAAGAAUAAAUCAUAUUCUUAAAGUUUAUCAGUGAGAAAGAAUACAAUAAAAUCAACUCAUACUGUUUUUUAUAAUAAAUAGACUAAAAAAGUUAGAUUUUCUAAUGAUACUAAUUUCAAUAAUGAAAGAAAAGGAUUUUCUAUAGUAUAAAGGAAUUGGUGGGAAUGGUGA